AUGCGAUUCAUCAACAAUGGCCCAGUACUUUCAGCAUUCGACUUGUGGAGUGGAGGGCAUUGGUAUCGCAAUAGUCUGAUCUACACUUUACUUAUUCUUCUAGUCUGCACUACGUCCAUCUCGCAGUUCACAUCGACAUUGCUGCUUUGGGAUAUUGAAAACGGUAACGUGCUAGGCUUUCCGGUCGAGAAAGAUCUUGACGCUGGCUUCUCAAUGAAUGACUACAUGGAACACUUUCGCACUCUCCUCACACAAGCUCCAAAUUACUGGGCGUCGACUCCUUCGACUUACAACACCUUUGCCGAGUGGUCUAUAAGCGCAGACGCUUUGUCAGAUAAUGCCGUGGAUACGGGCCCAACAAUACGGGCGCUGCUGCCAAUCACGUCGGACAAUGACCUCCUCGAGCUGGAAGAAUACAAUGGUACCGCAUCCCUCUUUGAUGCCAGAGUCUCGUGUGUCAGACCCACGAUCAAAGACGCCGCCUUCAACUUCGACCUACAAGUGCUUGAGAACUUCACAGGGACACUGUUCCCGGGUUCUGUGCCAGAGGUGAUCGAGAGAAACUCAGUUUUGAUGCUGUUCUGGACGCGCAGCCCAGGCGAAAAUCAAACAUCGUCAAACCGCAGCGGUGGAUUUGAUAUAGUUGAGAAGGGACCGUGGCUGGAAUACACAAUAAGAGAUACCGGAGACACCUGGAGUGUCAGCGCUUGUUUCGAUGCUCUAUACGGCCAGAACUUUUACUUUCGUCCAUGGCAUGACCAGGAUUUCAGGAUUUCAGCAAAAAGGGAGUCCAAAACUCGGAGCCGUCUGGAUCCCGCGCCGAAGUGGGACACGAUUUUGAACCAAUUUGAUACCAAAGAGCUGCGAAAUCAGCUGGGGAGCAGCCUGGAAGAGAAAGCAUCGCGCGACAUCCUGAUCAUGGACUAUGAAAGCAUCCAGGCCGCCAAAGAAGCCCGCAUGUCCUCAUGGUCUCCAGAACGCAACUGCACAUUCCGCCCAGCCACACAUGGAAUAUGGUGGUACCCCAAUACCUCCUGGCCAGACCUUCCACCCGCAGACAGUAAUACCGACUGCCAGCAACUCAACGCCUCCACCCGCAUCAAGCACGACUUCCUCCACGAAUCCAUCUGGACGCACUUCAGCAACCCCUACAGCCUCGUCGGCCUUGGCACCAAUAGUACGUACUCACCUACCGCAUCAAGCGCCGAGAUGGGUUUCACAUCAUCCACCCUGCACCCAAUCCUGACCGCCCUCGCUAUCGAUAUCCUCGCCGAAACAGACAACCCCGCGCUGGCCUGGCAGGCUAUCUUCACGUGCGUGAUCCGGAACGCGUACUACGACAUCUCAUCCUACUUCACGGCGCGAGAGCGUGUCACGACGACAUCCCUUCUCUCGCCGCAGCGUCCAGUGCGGUACCGAGGGCUCGGAAUUGUGUUGGUGAACAUCGUCCUGCACCACGUUUUGGUUUUGGUCAUGUUGUACUGGUUCUGCGCCGGCACGAGAUACACGCUGUUGGGGAACUGCUGGCAGAGCAUUGCGCAGCUCCGCGCGGCAGAAAUGGAGGACGUCUUUGGCAACAUGACAUUGGAGACAGACAAGGAUGUGAAGAGGAGAAUCAGGCGUUCGGAGGGGACGUCUAAGGGGUUGAGGUUCAGGGUGAUGCCCCAGGCGGGAAGUGAUAGGGUCUGUCUUUGUAGGGUUGGUGGGUAG
Molecule: messenger RNA, 1710 nt
Organism: Lasiodiplodia theobromae
Lineage: Eukaryota; Fungi; Ascomycota; Dothideomycetes; Botryosphaeriales; Botryosphaeriaceae
Exons: 4
Coding region: 1-1710 (569 amino acids)
Source: RefSeq, a predicted model, not a curated record